AUGUCCAGCAACCCGAGCGUCCACAUCGUCUCUCACCCGCUCAUCAAGCACCACCUCGCCAAUCUCCGCCUCGCUGAUACCAGUCCAAAAGAGUUCCGCUCGCUCGUGGGCAACAUCUCCACCGUACUCGCCAUCGAGGCUACCAGCGCACUCGCCACAAAGGAUGUACAGGGUCAGGGACCGCUCUCGACCUUCACCGGCCAGCAGCUGAGCGAACGCAUCGGCCUCGUGCCCAUCCUACGAGCCGGUCUCGGCAUGACUGAAGCCUGCCUCGAUCUGCUGCCCGAGAACACCAGUGUCCUCCAUAUCGGCCUCUUUCGCGAAAAAGUCUCGCUGCAGCCCGUCGAGUACUACAACAAGCUACCUGCGACACCGACCGUGGACCGCGUCCUCAUCCUCGAUCCGCUGAUUGCGACCGGUGGAACCGCGAUUGCCUGCGUGCAGAUGAUCCGGGACUGGGGCGUGCCCGUGGACAAGAUCCAGUUCCUCUGCGUGCUCGCCUCCGAGACUGGCGUCAACAACCUGCUGAAAGCCGUGCCCGGGCUCGAGCUGUGGAUCGGCCACGUCGAUCCGGAGCUCAACGAAAAGGGCCUCAUCCUCCCUGGUCUCGGCGAUACGGGCGACCGUCUGUUCGACACGCUGGCAUAG
This is a messenger RNA of Pseudozyma flocculosa PF-1, 648 nucleotides long. RefSeq lists its product as uncharacterized. The record is from RefSeq and is a predicted model, not a curated record. NCBI's taxonomy places the organism in Eukaryota, Fungi, Basidiomycota, Ustilaginomycetes, Ustilaginales, Ustilaginaceae. The coding region runs from base 1 to 648 and encodes 215 amino acids. The transcript has 6 exons.